AUGCUGAGGCACGUAACGAACAGAAUUCUAGGUCAGGCGCUGCGAGUCCCUGCGACGCCGAACCCGGCGGCAGUUGGUGGUGCUGGCCUGCCUCGGAUGUACCAUGAGAGGGUGGUUGACCACUACAACCACCCUAGGAACGUCGGUUCAUUCGAAAAGAACGAGGAGGAUGUUGGAACGGGUCUGGUCGGAGCUCCGGCUUGCGGUGACGUCAUGAAGCUCCAGAUUAAAGUAGAUAAUGGGACCGGAAAAAUCGUAGAUGCGGUCUUCAAGACCUUUGGAUGUGGCUCUGCCAUCGCCUCCUCCUCAGUAGCAACUGAAUGGGUGAAAGGGAAACAAAUGGAGGAAGUAUUGAACAUCAAGAAUACGGAAAUAGCAAAACAUCUGUCUCUUCCACCCGUAAAACUCCAUUGCAGCAUGCUCGCUGAGGACGCAAUAAAGGCAGCUGUGAAAGAUUACGAGGCCAAGCGCUCAAAAGCGAAUGGGAAACACUGA
Fraxinus pennsylvanica is the source of this 495-nucleotide messenger RNA. The record is from the annotation of a GenBank genome assembly. NCBI's taxonomy places the organism in Eukaryota, Viridiplantae, Streptophyta, Magnoliopsida, Lamiales, Oleaceae.